Molecule: messenger RNA, 1179 nt
Organism: Lolium perenne
Lineage: Eukaryota; Viridiplantae; Streptophyta; Magnoliopsida; Poales; Poaceae
Product: transcription factor MYB30
Source: RefSeq, a predicted model, not a curated record
UUACCCGUCGCCCUUAAAUACUCCACCGCGAGGGAGGCCCGGCAACUGCUAACCCCGUCUGUCUCUCUCCCGGUCUCCCCCCGGCCGCACACAGGCGGCGCGCCGAUCGAUCACGUCGCCGGCCGCCGCCAGCCGCAAGGGGAGAGGUCUCAGUUAGUUUGGAUCGGUUCAUGGGGAGGGCACCUUGUUGCGAGAAGGAGGGGCUGAGGAGGGGCACGUGGAGCCCCGAGGAGGACCAGGUGCUCGCCGACUACAUCGCCGUGCACGGCCACCCCAACUGGCGCGCCCUUCCCAGGCACGCCGGGCUGCUGCGGUGCGGGAAGAGCUGCCGGCUGCGGUGGAUCAACUACCUCCGGCCGGACAUCAAGCGGGGCAACUUCACCGCCGACGAGGAGGACCGCAUCAUCCGCCUCCAUCAGUCCCUCGGCAACAGGUGGUCCGCGAUUGCCGCGCAGCUGCCGGGACGCACUGACAACGAGAUCAAGAACGUCUGGCACACAAACCUCAAGAAGAGGGUGGAGGACGACCAGAAGGGCACCGCAGCCAAAGGUGGCGAGGGCCGGCAGAAGUCACGCAAGCAGGCCAAGGCUAACAGCGCUACUGCCGAUGGCGAGGUCAAGCAUGAGCAGCUCACGGCGUCGCCGGAGCGGUCGAGCAGCAGCAUGACCUGCUCCACGGUGACCGUGACUGAUUCAGCGGCGGCAUCAUCCUUGCCGGCCGACAACGCGGCCAACACAUGCGCAAGCAACGGUCACGAGCUUGUCAAGGAGGUCAGCUCGGCGGUGGUCAUCGACGACAGCUUCUGGUCGUCGACAGACCUGGCAGAGGUGAUGGACCUCGGCGCCUUGGACACGGAUCUGAGCCUGAAGAUGAGCUCGAGAAACGAGGACAUGGAGUUCUGGCUCAAUAUACUGCACGAGGCCGGAGAGAUGAGGGACUUGGCCAUCUUGUAACAAUGGGAAAGCAAGCUUAGUUAUCUACCUGGGAGAUUAGACUGUUCUCUGUUUUGUUCUCCCUUUUUUUACUCCCCAUCUUCCUGGAGAAAAUGCUGGGAAAUUGAGGUGACUUCACCUUCUUUAGAAGAUAAAAAAUGAAUAUCAGUAGCAACAUUCCUUUUGUUCUUCAUAAAACUUCAGAAUUAAUCAGAUGCAGCAUAUUAGCAAUAUCUAUUUGCCCAUU